This is a messenger RNA of Cyprinodon tularosa, 1779 nucleotides long. RefSeq names its product glutamate-ammonia ligase (glutamine synthase) a (gene glula). The transcript has 6 exons. The record is from RefSeq and is a predicted model, not a curated record. The coding region runs from base 1 to 1116 and encodes 371 amino acids. Gene Ontology annotation, molecular function: glutamine synthetase activity. Gene Ontology annotation, cellular component: cytoplasm. NCBI's taxonomy places the organism in Eukaryota, Metazoa, Chordata, Actinopteri, Cyprinodontiformes, Cyprinodontidae.
AUGGCCACGUCUGCCAGUGCCAGCUUGAGUAAAACCAUCAAGCAGCAGUACAUGGAGCUCCCCCAAGGGGAUAAAGUCCAAGCCAUGUACAUCUGGGUUGAUGGAACAGGAGAGGGUCUCCGUUGCAAAACAAGAACUCUUGAUUUUGAACCCAAAAGCAUCGAAGAUCUCCCUGAGUGGAACUUUGACGGCUCUAGCACCUACCAGGCAGAGGGCUCCAACAGUGACAUGUAUCUGAUUCCUGCUGCCAUGUUUCGUGAUCCAUUCCGUAAAGACCCUAACAAGCUGGUGCUGUGUGAAGUCCAGAAGUACAACCGAAAACCUGCUGAAACCAACCUUCGCAUCACGUGUAAGAAGGUGAUGGAUAUGGUGGCAGACCAGCAUCCCUGGUUUGGUAUGGAGCAGGAGUACACCAUCCUGGGCACAGACGGACAUCCUUUCGGCUGGCCAUCUAAUGGUUUUCCUGGACCUCAAGGUCCAUAUUACUGUGGAGUCGGAGCUGACAAAGCCUAUGGCAGAGAUAUCGUAGAGGCUCAUUACAGAGCAUGUUUGUAUGCUGGAGUCAACAUCGGUGGAACAAAUGCAGAAGUGAUGCCUGCCCAGUGGGAGUUUCAGAUUGGACCGUGUGAGGGGAUUGACAUGGGGGAUCAUCUGUGGGCAGCACGUUUUAUUUUGCACCGUGUCUGUGAAGAUUUUGGUGUGGUGGCCUCAUUCGACCCCAAACCCAUCCCAGGAAACUGGAAUGGUGCAGGCUGCCACACAAACUUCAGCACAAAAGAGAUGAGGGAAGACGGUGGACUGAAGGUUAUCGAAGAUGCCAUUGAGAAGCUUGGAAAGAGACACGAGUAUCAUAUACGUGCCUACGAUCCAAAAGGGGGUCUCGACAAUGCCCGUCGCCUCACUGGACGCCACGAAACAUCAAACAUUCAUGAAUUCUCAGCCGGGGUGGCCAACCGCGGCGCUAGCAUCCGCAUUCCUCGUAGCGUUGGGCAGGAGAAGAAAGGCUACUUUGAGGACCGGCGCCCAUCAGCCAACUGCGAUCCGUACGGUGUGACCGAAGCUCUGAUCCGCACUUGUCUGCUGAAUGAGGAGGGAGAGGAACCAGCAGAUUACUAAAAAGCUCCAAGACUGACUUUUACCGCCCUCCCAAAUUUCUUAAAAAAAAUAAACUAGUACUGUAUUUUAUUUCUCCCACUAAGUUGGUUUUUUAACAUACAAAGUUGGCUGGUCAACUUGAAACAAGGUAAUGAGAUACUUGGUAGUUAUGAGCUGGUGAAGUCAGGGUAUGCUUUUCCUUGUGUCGUUAAACAGGGAUUGGCUUUUGUAACACUGUUCUUAGCCCACGCCAUAUCAUUCCCUCUUUGUCUGUCUGGAACUAAAACAAACUAAAGCACCAGGAUAUUGCAGAGUAGGGCUGCUAAGGCUGGACAACAUGUGUAAAGUAAUAAAUGUGACUAGUUCUUGUACUGUUAAUAUGUGUUAACCUGACUACCCAGUCCUCAGUGUUACUAAUGCUCUCAUUUUAUGAAGUGUCUGUUUUUUAAUGAUGUUUGUCCUGAGAUUCUGGCACAUUUUGGUCAACUUGUAUGGUACACUUGUAGAUGUCCCAGACAUAAGUUGGUGGAUCUUUCCAUAAUGCCAUUUGUAGAGUUUCCUCAAGGAGUUUUAUCCUUUUGUUAACUGCGAUAUAUUGUAAUGCGCUUGAUUUGGUAAAACAUAAAUUUUACUGAACCUGGUGAUUUUUAUUGAAACAUUUAAAACAUUUAUUUUUAUCACAAA